This is a messenger RNA of Camellia sinensis, 916 nucleotides long. RefSeq lists its product as uncharacterized. NCBI's taxonomy places the organism in Eukaryota, Viridiplantae, Streptophyta, Magnoliopsida, Ericales, Theaceae. The record is from RefSeq and is a predicted model, not a curated record.
CCAAAGGACAUUCACAUGUCUUUGUUUGUUGUGAAUAUAAAAAAUUCCUCCAACUCUUCGCUUACAGUUGGUUCACCAUCUGUCACUCAUUAUUCACACCACACACACUCGCACCCAAUUCUCAACUGCAGAGAGAGAACUAGAUUGCUUGCUAGUUAUUGGUGCACAAGCCUAAAGGAAGAACUUUUAUCUUCCAGAAUUUUGGUUCUUAUGGAUUCUAAAAUUCUUUUUCUACUUUCAUCCUUGUUAACUCUAUCACUAGCUCAAGAAAUUGAACCAGCAACAACAGCCAACCCCCAAAUCACUGUUAUGGGUAUUGUUUACUGUGAUAUCUGCUCCAACAACACCUUCUCCAGGCACAGCUACUUCUUACCAGGUGUGGAUGUUAAAAUAGACUGCACAUUCAAAGCAACUUCUCCACAAACAAUUGAACAGAUAGCAUUCUCGGUCAAUAGAACUACAAACCAGUAUGGAGUCUAUAAGUCGGAAAUACCUUCAGUUGAUGGAAUUGAUUGUGCAAGGGAUAAAGCAAUGGUGUCAUCCUGCAGGGCAAGCUUGAUGUGGAGCUCAUCUUCUUCAUGCAACAUUCCUGGUCACAUAACCACGUCAGAUGGGAUAGCAGUUAAAUCAAGACGAUCCAAUCUCUGCAUUUACAGCCUAAAUGCAUUGAAUUACAGACCAUCCAGGAGAGAUAUUACCUUGUGUAAAAAUUAGGAACUGUACUAAAGUUUUUUCCAUCUGCCUACUCUGCCUUUUCCAAGUCUCAUGCUCUAAGAAUAACUACCCACAAAAAUUUUCGCGUAUGUACAAUUUGGUUGCAUGAAUAUGUUGUAUUCAAGUUUUUCAUUUUACUACAAUAAAAAUGAAAUUUGCAAGCAUUAUCCAGAAAGCAUUGAGGAGAAAGAGAGUUGAUUGA